Molecule: messenger RNA, 1083 nt
Organism: Aspergillus pseudoviridinutans
Lineage: Eukaryota; Fungi; Ascomycota; Eurotiomycetes; Eurotiales; Aspergillaceae
Exons: 2
Coding region: 1-1083 (360 amino acids)
Source: RefSeq, a predicted model, not a curated record
AUGUCACAACAGCUUGCACUCCGUGUCGAAAAACGAAAGUCAAAGUAUGCACGCUCGCCUCACCGCGAUGCCUCUACAAUAAAACUGACGAGUCGGCUGGCUAGUGCGAUGGUAACAUACCGGCUUGCAGAAAUUGUCAGAGCAAAGGAAAAGAUUGCACUUAUCGACAGCGCGAUGACAAACGAACUAAACCUACUCGCAAAACGAGUGGGCCAUCUGUCCCAAUAUAUCCGGGAGCAUGGUCUGGAGAUUCCUGCUAUGAGUGGGGAAGACGAGCAGAAUCUCAAAAACAUUCUUCAGGCCCUCGGAUUCGAUCACGGGGAGAUCCGAUCGGGGUCCCACCGAGUAAAUCAGGCGGAGAAUUCCACUGAUCAAGAUAAUUAUUCCGUCAGCCCGCCUGAGCAGGACAGCGAAAAUCGGGGCAACGUGAUCAGCAACAGUUCUCCUGACUUCAUGUCAGCUUCCAGCAAGAAUUUCAGCAAUUCGAGGGAACCGCCGACAUUUCGGACAAGCCUGGGUCUUGGCCCAACACCAGAUGAAGGCCAGCGUGACGCUGCGCUAGUUGAUCACGACUCUAGCAUUCCUUUAUUUGCAAAUGCAAUUCAAGAGUCCGCAACUCACGCCAAUAUACCACCAGAUCUGAUGACAUCCGUGCGCGAUCCAGGCAAUGAACAGCAAGAUAAUGCGAUAAGUGAUGAUCUCCCAAGUGCAGAUGCUGAUGACGAGUUUACAAAUCAACUCUCUUGGCGCCUGGGCCGACUCCAAUUGACUCAAGAUGGUCAGCUACGAUACUUCGGUUCAACAUCCAAUCUCACUCUCUUGGAUGGCCUGGUCAGUGUGAAUUUUUCUAGCUCAAAUAACACACAGAAAGAUACACAAGAGGUUUUAGAGAAUGCGAAUCUCAAUGUUGCCAUCGACGAAACUCUGGAACAUCAUUUGCUUGAGCUCUAUUUUGCGUGGCAGAAUCCCUCCUUGUAUCUCGUCGACUAUGAGGUAUUCUGGAAAACCAGACAACAAAACGAAAACGACCAAGAUGGUUUAGUUUCUUCAUAUAACUCGCGGGCCCUAGUUGAUGCAAUGUGA